Photinus pyralis (common eastern firefly) is the source of this 1842-nucleotide messenger RNA. RefSeq names its product equilibrative nucleoside transporter 4 (gene Ent3). Gene Ontology annotation, cellular component: plasma membrane. Bases 129 to 1769 code for a protein of 546 amino acids. Gene Ontology annotation, molecular function: monoamine transmembrane transporter activity; nucleoside transmembrane transporter activity. The record is from RefSeq and is a predicted model, not a curated record. Lineage: Eukaryota; Metazoa; Arthropoda; Insecta; Coleoptera; Lampyridae. Gene Ontology annotation, biological process: nucleoside transmembrane transport. The transcript has 8 exons.
AUGAAAUCAAUACUCUACGACGUGCACAGCCAAACGAGGGUUUGUUAUGGCAAUCAAAUAAAUUUUAAGACUCGAGCGAGUCCUCUUGUUAACUACUUCAUAUUAUAUUAUAUUAGAGUCUGUAAAAGAUGAGCGAAGCGGUCGGUGAUAGCGGCAGAUACUCAAAGCUCGGCAAACAGAAACGUCGCAAAAGUGACUUCCACGCUAGCACCAAUGGAUUUUCAAAUUUGUCUCCACCCCAAGACACCUACAACUCUAUUUACGCCGCUUUUAUUUUGGGAGGAGCUGGUUUUUUGCUUCCAUAUAACAGUUUUAUCAUGGCGAUGGAUUAUUUUAAAGUGAGAUAUCCAGGAACACCUGUUGUUUUUGAUAUGUCGUUAGUGUAUAUAGUUGUUGCCUUUAUUACAGUUCUGGGAAACAAUCUUCUUGUUGAGACUUUUACUCUUAGUGCCAGGAUUAAUUUCGGAUAUUUUAUUUCUUUCGUUACACUGAUAUUUGUGAUUACGUGUGAGCUUUGGUGGGAGGUGUUUGGAGAGUUGACUUCUUACACGGUUAAUUUGGGAGCGGUAGCUGUGGUCGCCGUGGGAUGUACAGUUCAACAGUCCAGCUUCUAUGGUUACACCAGUAUGUUACCGUCGAGGUACACCCAAGCAGUGAUGGUCGGAGAAAGCGCUUCAGGUGUUUUCAUGUCUUUGGUGAGGGUGCUUACAAGAUUAUUGGUUUCUGAAAUACGGGGCAGCACGUUUUAUUUCUUCCAAGUAUCCGCAUCGGCAGUAGCGACGUGCUUUGCCAUGUACCAUCUUAUCCGAAGAACGGAUUUUAUUCAGUUUUACAUAGCCCUCUCGGACAGAGCUAAAACGCGGAUUACGUUAGAGCCAACGGAGGAUGCUGGACUUAUCGAAACCACAGACUCUCGGUACGGUGUUUUGAAAAUACAGAGUAGUCCACCUCCAACAGGUACAGCCCUGAGCUUUACCAAUCCGGUAUAUGAACCAAGUGCUCCUGCGCCAACGUACAAAGUCGAGGAUGUCGUAAUCAGAGGUCGCACCAGCACUAGUGCCCGAGGAGGUGUUUCCGGCAUAAGGAGAGGCAUUCAAUCACGAUGGGAAAUAACUAAGGCGAUUUAUCCGUACAUGAUCUCGAUAUGUCUGGCGUACUUUACGACACUCUGCAUGUAUCCUGGUGUAGUAUCGGAAAUUACCAGUUGCAAUUUGGGGUCGUGGAUGCCAGUGUUAAUGAUGUCGAUGUUUAACGGCGCAGAUUUGUUUGGUAAAAUGAUCUCGUCCUCCUCGUCGUAUUGGACCGGCUGGAGAUUGGUGCGCUUCUGCGUCAUUAGGCUAUUCCUAAUACCGUUAAUCUUAAUGUGCGCCAUGCCGCGAGCAUCACCUCUGCUUUCCGAAGAGAUUUUUCCAUUUUUUUUCGUAUUAGUGCUCGGCUUAACGAACGGAGUCUUCGGAAGUGUACCGAUCAUUCAAGCGCCGAGCAAAGUGGAAGACUAUCAUCGCGAACUCACCGGCAACAUGAUGACAUUAUCCUACAAUUUUGGGUUGACCACGGGUUCCUUGAUGGCGUAUUUUUUGGAAUCGUUAGUAUCAAACGCCGAUCCAGUCUGUAAUUACAUCCAUGACAAGCUUCCAAAUUCGUUACAAAAUAUUUCGGUUAAUUUCAGCACCAUAUCAAGUAGCACAACUUUGGAUAUAACCACAAUCGCUUCUGUGACUAGUACAAUUAUGGAAAAUGUUUAUAAUUCCACCGACGAGAAUGUUUAAUAAUUUUCUACUCCAUUUUCCGUUUGUUGUUUUAGAUAUUGCAAAUGUUUAAUUGUGUAAAAUAAAAAAUACG